AUGUCCGGCUGUGCCAAGCGGUGUAAACACGGGCUAGUCAAGUUUGCCGUGUCCGUGCACAAACUGGUCACUGGGACACUCAUUAAAGAUAAGGCAGAUGAUGAUUUGGAAAUGACAACGGUGUGUCACAGACCUGAGGGCUUGGAGCAGCUGGAGUCUCAGACCAACUUCAGUAAGAAAGAGCUGCAAGUGCUGUACAGAGGCUUUAAAAAUGAAUGCCCAAGUGGAGUGGUUAAUGAAGAGACAUUUAAACAGAUAUAUGCUCAGUUCUUCCCUCAUGGAGACGCCAGCACUUACGCCCACUAUCUGUUCAAUGCCUUUGACACAGCACACAAUGGGUCCAUCAAAUUUGAGGACUUUGUCAUGGCUCUCUCCAUCUUGUUAAGAGGUUCUACAAGAGAGAAGCUCCAGUGGACAUUUAAUCUGUACGACAUCAACAGAGAUGGUUACAUCAACAAGGAGGAAAUGACAGACAUUGUGAGAGCCAUCUAUGAUAUGAUGGGAAAGUACACGUACCCAGCACUGAAAACAGACACACCAAAACAACAUGUUGAUGCUUUCUUUCAGAAAAUGGACAAGAACCGAGAUGGAGUUGUCACCUUGGAUGAGUUCAUUCUAUCAUGUCAAGAGGAUGAAAACAUCAUGAGAUCCCUGCAGCUCUUUGAAAAUGUGAUCUAA
Molecule: messenger RNA, 678 nt
Organism: Chanos chanos (milkfish)
Lineage: Eukaryota; Metazoa; Chordata; Actinopteri; Gonorynchiformes; Chanidae
Gene: kcnip1a
Product: Kv channel interacting protein 1 a
Exons: 8
Coding region: 1-678 (225 amino acids)
Biological process (GO): regulation of potassium ion transmembrane transport
Cellular component (GO): voltage-gated potassium channel complex
Molecular function (GO): calcium ion binding; transmembrane transporter binding; potassium channel regulator activity
Source: RefSeq, a predicted model, not a curated record